ACUAAUAAUACUGUUUUAUACUAAUAAUACUGUUCUAUACUAAUAAUACUGUUUUAUACUAAUAAUACUGUUUUAUACUAAUAAUAUUGUUCUAUACUAAUAAUACUGUUCUAUACUAAUAAUACUGUUUUAUACUAAUAAUACUGUUCUAUAUUAAUAAUACUGUUCUAUACUAAUAAUACUGUAUAACAAAAAAAAAAAAGAAAAAAGAAUGAGGCUUAACUGCUUAAGGCAAUGACUUGGAGGCCCUAGUCCUUAUUUUUUUCCUUUCCGUUCCAUUUUGCUAAUUGUGUGAUCACUAUUCAUUCCUCAUUCCCUACCGUUUCUCUUCACGUGCACUCAAAAAAGGGAAGCUGUUGACUCUUUAAUCCCCUAAAUUUUACUACUACAUACAUAUAAACUCCCUUCCCACAUAAACCCAAACCCAAAUACACACCCUUUGCUUUUUCCUUCCUCCACUCUACUUCACUCACUCACCCCAAUCUUAUUUCUAAUUCUAAUUCUAAUUCUUCCUCAUGGAUUAUUCAACUGAAGAAGAUUUCUCUACUUUCACCACCAAACGACGUCGUACCAAACGUCACCGAUCACUCCUUUCUGCCUCCGCCUCCUCCACUUAUUGUGGCGGCAGCGAUGGUGCUGUCGUAACCGCCGCUUCUGAUCCUCCUAAUAAAGCUGCUGCUGCCUCCUCCACCAGUUACACGUCAUCCUCAUCGGCAUCCCCUUCCGAUCAUUUAAAUGACGUCAUGAGUGAAGUUACAACUGAAGAAAUAGACAUGGCUAAUUUUCUUAUUCUCUUAUCUCAAGGAUUACACAAAAACACCAACAACUCUAAUACUACUGUUUUAUACGAGUGUAAAACAUGUAAUAGAACUUUCUCCUCUUUUCAAGCACUUGGUGGGCAUCGUACAAGCCACAAGAAGAUCAAACCACCUCUUUCUCCCUCCAUUAUUCCGUCUACAGAUCAUCAUAACAGUGAUAAUAUUGAUGCUAAAAUCAAAAUUGUUGAUAGUAAGGUGAGGGACAGGGUCCAUGAGUGCUCCAUAUGUGGAUCCGAAUUCCCCUCGGGUCAAGCUUUGGGUGGGCAUAUGAGAAGGCAUAGAGCGGCGGCACCUCCGUCGUCCACCGAGAUAGCUCCUGAUGGGUCAACGGAGGUUAUGGAUACAGGUGGAGGUGGGCCCCGUAAUAUUCUAUCCUUGGAUCUUAAUCUUCCAGCUCCUGAUGAUCAGGAUGGUCAACAAGAUGAUCACAUGGAGAAUACGUUUGUUCAUGUUCUUCCUAGGCCGGCUCCUUUGGUGGAUUGCCAUAACUGACAACCAAAACAAAAAGGGAAAAGAAAAUUAUAUUGAUUAAAAUAUAUAUAUUUUUGCUAUUGACUUUUUGUUUUUUUUGUUUUCUUUUUACUGUGAAUUUUUAUUGGGCAUUUGAUAUAUUUACAAAUUUACAUACAUAUAUAUACUUCUAUAAUUGGUAAAGAAUUAUUUUGUGAUUGGGUGAAUUUGUGAAUAUAAUUUUUGAUCAAAUUAGGUUAGUAAUUGAAUAUUUUUUUUAUAUGACUUAUUAUAUAAUUUUGUUAAUGAGUAAAUGGGUGUUUAAUUAUAUUUUUUAUUUAUAUUUUUAUUUUGUACUCCAGUUGGAUGGCAAGUCUGAAAUCUUUUCUUUGAGUAAGUGGCUAGUAUUGGUGGUUGCCUUUCAUUCACGAAAAGUGAAGUGAUGGGAGCAUCUACUUAAUUUUUUUUUGCCCUUUUCCAUCGGUUUACUUUACCUCUUCUCUUUGU
This is a messenger RNA of Amaranthus tricolor (Joseph's coat), 1775 nucleotides long. Its product is annotated as zinc finger protein ZAT11. The transcript has a single exon. The coding region runs from base 516 to 1310 and encodes 264 amino acids. The record is from RefSeq and is a predicted model, not a curated record. Lineage: Eukaryota; Viridiplantae; Streptophyta; Magnoliopsida; Caryophyllales; Amaranthaceae.